AUGUCUUCAACAACUCCGCGCAUUACCGUCCUCGGGUCUUUGAACAUGGACUUGGUGGCUUACGUCCCGCACCACCCCCUCCCAGGCGAGACGUUGACGGCCGACGAGUUUGCGACGUCGCCGGGUGGGAAGGGUGCGAAUCAAGCUGUGGCGUGCGCCAAGUUAUCGCGGGCGAGGCCAACAGACGGCGAGAGAAAGGAGACUGAGAGCGGAACGGAAAAAGAGUGGGCGGGCGAGACGGCUAAGGUGGCGAUGGUCGGGUGCGUCGGCUCCGACCCCCACGGCACCCAACUCCUAACCAGCCUCUCCACCCACGGCGUCAACACCACAGGCGUAACCUCCUCCCCGCACCACCAAACCGGCGUCGCCCUCAUCCUCGUCGACAAACCCACCGGCGAAAACCGCAUCGUCCUCUCCCCUGGGGCUAACCAUGCGCUGCAACCGGGGGAUUUCACUCCCACUGAUACUGCCACUGGGAAUAACAAAGACGGCUUAGAUCUCCUCCGUACCGGGCCUGGUAGCAGCAGCCCACUACCAGAUCUCCUAAUAAUGCAACUCGAAAUCCCCCUCCCCACCGUCCUCGCCGCGCUAUCCGCCGCGCGCACAGCCGGCGUGCCCGUGCUGCUUAACCCGGCGCCGGCGAGGGUGUUGCCGGAUGAGGCGUAUGUUGGUUUGGCGCAUUUGGUGGUUAACGAGACGGAGGCAGCUAUUUUGUCGGGGUUGUCUGGGGAGACGGCGGAGGAGUUGUUGGAAACGGAGGCCGGGUUGGAGAAGGUUGCGAGGGGGUUUGUGGGGAGGGGGGUGAGGAAUGUUAUUAUUACGCUGGGGGGGAGGGGGGUGUUUUAUUUUGGUUCUGGUCGUGGUGGACCUGGUGGUGAGGGUAGCGGGAAAGAGGUGUGGGGGUUGGUGCCGGCGGAGAAGGCCAAGGUGGUGGAUACUACGGCGGCGGGAGAUACGUUUGUGGGACGGUAUGCGUUGGAUGUGGUCGGUGAUGGGGGGUUUGAUAUUGAGGUGGCGGUUAGGAGGGCGAAUCGGGCGGCGGCGAAGACGGUGGAGCGGGCUGGGGCGCAGGAUUCGAUUCCGUGGAGGGAUGAGUUGGAGUAG
Messenger RNA from Dichotomopilus funicola, 1104 nucleotides. Its product is annotated as Ribokinase-like protein. The record is from RefSeq and is a predicted model, not a curated record. Gene Ontology annotation, molecular function: ribokinase activity. Lineage: Eukaryota; Fungi; Ascomycota; Sordariomycetes; Sordariales; Chaetomiaceae. The coding region runs from base 1 to 1104 and encodes 367 amino acids. The transcript has 4 exons. Gene Ontology annotation, biological process: D-ribose metabolic process.